Brachypodium distachyon (stiff brome) is the source of this 3090-nucleotide messenger RNA. RefSeq names its product retinoblastoma-related protein 2. Bases 111 to 2747 code for a protein of 878 amino acids. The transcript has 15 exons. Gene Ontology annotation, biological process: negative regulation of G1/S transition of mitotic cell cycle; cell differentiation; regulation of transcription by RNA polymerase II. NCBI's taxonomy places the organism in Eukaryota, Viridiplantae, Streptophyta, Magnoliopsida, Poales, Poaceae. Gene Ontology annotation, cellular component: chromatin; nucleus; transcription regulator complex. Gene Ontology annotation, molecular function: RNA polymerase II transcription regulatory region sequence-specific DNA binding. The record is from RefSeq and is a predicted model, not a curated record.
CACAAACCAAUUCCGCCCUUUAGCUCCCCGUUUCAUCUCCUUAAUAUCCCCCAAUUCGUAACUGAGGCAAAAAUCAAGGUAGGGCGGCCGCCCUACCCUACCUUGCCCUAAUGGGUCCUCCGCCCGUGGAAUCGAAUCAACUUCGUUCAAAGAUUGACGAGGUUUUAAGGAGCCGGUAUGGUCCAGAUUGGGAAAAUCAGCCAGAGCUGAAGCAAUUGCAGAGUUUGGUAAAUCUGAUGACUGAUGCAAGCAGGUUCUAUCGUAAAGCAUUUAAUGAGCUAUUCUCAAGUGCUAGUACUUGUCAGGAGUCUGAAUCGACUGCAAAUAAUCUUGACUAUACUUGUUUUGGGUGGCUACUUUUCUUAACACUCCGUUCAAAAUCACCAGAACUGUUUAAGGACUUGGUAUCCUGCAUCCAUGGAUUAGUUGCCAUAUUGGCUAUACUUUUAAUCCAUGUGCCUGCAAGAUUUAGGAGCUUCACAAUCGAAGGUUCUUCUCAUUUAAUAAAACAAACAGAGAGAGGCGUGGAUCUCCUUGCUUCAUUAUGUCAUAACUAUCAUACCUCUGAAGAUCGCUUGAAAGAGAUGAUGGGGAAGUCUCACCAGGCCAUAGAGGAGUAUUUCAGCAUGAAACCGCUAACUGCUUCAGAAUGCAAAGCAGAAACUUUGGAUAAAAUAGAUACAGUUGGUCUGAAGUAUUUCAAACAUCUGCUUGACGAGGAGUGUUUUCAGUCAAAUUUGGAAAAUUUGGAGAAACUAAGUAGUACUUCUAGUUGGGAAGGGGAGCUUGAUUUGAAAAUGUUUUUGAUCAAUAAUGACAAUAUAGUCAGUGCUGAAGACUCUUCUAGCUGCCCAAAGCAUGUCUUCGAAACACUAGUGUCGCCUACAAAGACAAUAAAGAACAUGUUGACUGUCCCUACUUCCCCUUCAUCACCUGUGAAUGGUGGUUCAGUUAAGAUAAUGCAGAUGACACCAGUAACUUCUGCCAUGACAACUUCCAAGUGGCUUCGUGAGGUAAUAUCUUCAUCGCCAGAGAAGCCUUCGUCUAAGCUUGAGCAGUUCCUUUCAUCUUGUAAUAGAGAUUUGACCAGUGAUAUAACAAAAAGGGUCAACAUAGUUUUGGAAGCAAUUUUUCCAACAAGGUCUUCUGGCGAUUGGGGUGGUUCCAUAGGCCUCAAUUGUGCAAAUGCAUUUGAUAUUCCAUGGGCUGAAGCAAGAAAAUCAGAGGCCUCCAAAUUGUACUACAGGGUGUUGGAGGCAAUUUGCAGAGCAGAAUCACACAAUACUAACGUCAACAAUUUGACUCCAUUGUUGUCAAAUGAGCGUUUUCACAGAUGCUUGAUUGCAUGUUCAGCUGAACUGGUAUUGGCAACACAUAAGACUGUCAUCAUGAUGUUCCCUGCUGUCUUGGAGAGUACUGGUCUGACUGCCUUUGAUUUGAGCAAGAUAAUUGAAAAUUUUGUGAGACAUGAAGAAAGCCUUCCAAGAGAACUAAAAAGGCAUUUAAAUGCAUUAGAAGAACAACUUUUGGAAAGCAUGGCAUGGGAGAAAGGUUCGUCGUUGUAUAAUUCACUGGUAGUUGCGCGGCCAUCACUUGCUUCGGAAAUAAAUCGCCUUGGUCUUUUGGCUGAACCAAUGCCAUCUCUUGAUGACAUAGUAGCACACCAGAAUAUUCAUUCUGAAGGCUUGCCAGCUACACCAUCUAAAAAAAGGGCUGCUGGUCCAGAUGACAAUGACGACCCUCAGUCACCAAAGAGACUAUGCAAGGAGUCCAGGAACACAUUGGCAGACCACAAUUUGCUGACACCACCACCAAAGCAAAGCCAUAUGGUGAAAGCAAAAUGGCAUCCCCUCCAGUCAACAUUCGCGAGCCCCACUGUUAGUAAUCCUGUUGGUGGGAAUGAAAAAUGUGCUGAAGUUGGGGUUAACAUCUUCUUUUCCAAAAUCUUGAAGUUGGCUGCUAUUAGAAUAAGAAACUUGUGUGAAAGGCUCCGGCACGUGGAACAGACAGAGCGUGUCUAUAAUAUCUUCAAGCAGAUUCUUGAUCAACAGACAACUUUAUUUUUUAAUAGACAUAUCGACCAACUUAUUCUCUGUUGCCUCUAUGGUGUUGCAAAGGUUUCCCAGUUAACACUGACGUUCAAGGAGAUUGUCACCAAUUACAAAAGGGAACAGCAAUGUAAACCAGAAGUCUUCAGAAGUGUAUUUGUUGGUAGUACAAAUCGCAAUGGAGGACUUGGGUCACGACAUGUUGAUAUCAUUGUUUUUUAUAACGAGGUGUUUGUUCCUGCAGUCAAGCCUUUCCUAGUGGAUCUAAUUCCUUCUGGUGCUCGUGCGGAGGACAAGAAGAAUCCUAGUAGCCAAAUUCCUGGAUCACCAAAGCCAUCUCCUUUCUCAAAUCUACCAGAUAUGUCCCCAAAGAAAGUCUCAUCUUCCCAUAAUGUUUAUGUUUCUCCUCUGCGGCAAACAAAGAAGGAUGCAUUGCUUUCACCAAGUUCAAGGAGUUUCUAUGCGUGCAUCGGCGAAAGUACCCAUGCUUUUCAGAGCCCAUCUAAAGAUCUGGCUGCUAUAAAUAACCGUCUAAAUUAUACUAGCCGGAGAAUCAACACUCGAAUAAACUUUGACAUGGUUAGCGACUCAGUGGUAGCUGGUAGUCUGGGCCAACCAAAUGGCGGACCCGCCUCUUCGGACCCAGCAGCUGCAUUUAGUCCCUUGUCAAAGAAGGGUAAACCAGGACCUGAGUCUUGAGCAAAUAAAUGGGUGGGCAUCUAGCCCUGUAUAUAGCUCACAAUCCAACAGAAGGCUUUCUUAUUCUUCUGAAUAAGUGGGUGAUGUUGACUGCUUCAACUGUACAUGUAUGUAUUAGGGAGUAGUAACAGUAUAAAAGAGGCUGAUUAGAAUUAGCAUUUCUGAUGUACCAUUUUAUUUUCCAGCCGACAAAACAUUGGGGUGUGAGCUGUGUAAAAUGCUAGCUGGCAGUAUUUUUCAGUGUAUAAUGUGUUAGUUUUUUUCCUGUAGAAAACCUGUUUGGAAUGUUUUCAAUAUCAUAACUUGGCUGCUGUCACCUAUUUUAGAGGUAUAGUUAAGCUUA